AUGAAAAGGCUACUAUUGAUAAGUUUAAUUGCAUUGACUGUUCUAGCAGGUUAAUAUGAAAACUAAUACCAACCUGUGAUUGGAGUUUUGACUCAACCUUCUAAUGAUUUGAAUUAAACUUUAUAUCCAGCUGACAAGUAUUCAUACAUUUCUAGUUCUUAUGUCAAAUGGUUGAUGGCUAGUGGUGCUAGAGUUGUUCCUAUUCCUUAUGAUAGUACUGAAGAAGAAUAAGAUUAUUAUUUAGCUAAAGUUAAUGGUUUACUUUUCCCAGGUGGAGAUGCAUCCUUAUGGGUUGAUGAAGAAACUCAUACUGGAUUAUCUUAAAUGACUUUGACAGGAUAAAGAUUAAUGAACAAAGUUAUAGAAUUAAAUAGAAAUGGAACUUACUUCCCAUUACUAGGUACUUGCUUGGGUUACGAACUUAUUUCAAUUGCUCUUACUAAUGAUGACAAAGUCUUAGACCUACUUAAUUCUACUAACCAUGUCCUUAACACUCAAACUUAUCAUAAAUAAUAAAGUUUGAUGUAUUCUUCUUUAAACAGCAAGUAAUUAGAAGCUAUUAGUAAUUAAAAGGCACUUUACUAUAACCACAGAUAUGGAAUAACAUUAGAUCACUUUAGAAAUUAAACUGUAUUAAACUCAUUCUUCAGAUUAACAGCUUUUGCUUUUGAUAACAAUGAUACAGCCUUCGUAUCUUCAUUAGAGGGUAAGGAUAUUCCCAUUUUUGGUAAUUAAUUCCAUCCAGAAAAGAACUCUUAUGAAUGGCUUAGCUCAGUCCAUGCUAAUCACUCUCCAGAAGCUAUUAAUGUAGCUUAAGCAAUGGGAAAUUUUAUUGUUAAUUAAGCUAGAAAAAAUUAAAAUUACUUUUCAUAAGAUGAGCUUGAGCAAUACAACAUCGAAGCUUUCCCAUUAAAAACAGUUUAUGAAUCAUUUGUUUCUGUUUAUGUUUUUAAAAACAAAAAUUUCACAGAGACAAUCUCAGCUCCUAGUAAUUUAAAGAAUAACUUAUGA
Messenger RNA from Tetrahymena thermophila SB210, 1011 nucleotides. RefSeq names its product class I glutamine amidotransferase. Gene Ontology annotation, cellular component: vacuole. Gene Ontology annotation, molecular function: gamma-glutamyl-peptidase activity. The record is from RefSeq and is a predicted model, not a curated record. Gene Ontology annotation, biological process: tetrahydrofolylpolyglutamate metabolic process. The transcript has a single exon. Lineage: Eukaryota; Ciliophora; Oligohymenophorea; Hymenostomatida; Tetrahymenidae.